Molecule: messenger RNA, 999 nt
Organism: Komagataella phaffii GS115
Lineage: Eukaryota; Fungi; Ascomycota; Pichiomycetes; Pichiales; Pichiaceae
Product: Esa1p-associated factor, nonessential component of the NuA4 acetyltransferase complex
Exons: 1
Coding region: 1-999 (332 amino acids)
Biological process (GO): regulation of DNA-templated transcription; chromatin organization
Cellular component (GO): Rpd3S complex; nucleus; NuA4 histone acetyltransferase complex
Source: RefSeq, a predicted model, not a curated record
AUGGAGGAACCAAACCCGCCAAAAUUGGAGAUAAAUGGGAAAUGUCUGGCAUAUCAUGGACCUCUACUCUAUGAGGCAAAGAUAUUAAAAACUCACCAAGCAAAUUCUACGAGUAUUGUUGGUCCCGAGGGCAAAGAAGAGAUAGACUCGAAGGGAUUCUCUAAUUUUCCUGAAGCUUUUAUGGGAAAGACCUGCUUCUAUGUGCAUUAUAAAGGUUGGAAGCCUAAAUGGGACGAAUGGGUUACUGUUGAGAGGCUUCUGGUACUGAGCACAGAUAAUUUACAACUACAAAAGGAUCUUAGAAAUCGGACAAUGCAAAAACUGAAAAAACCUCAAAAAGCCGUAACACCGAAGUUAAAGGCUAAACUAAUCGCAACCCCAGCAGCGAGCUCAGAGGAAAAGAAUGCUAACGGGAAAGCCAAACCUAAGCGCAUAAAGGACUGUGUACUACCGGAGUUAUUGAAACAGGAAACGAAAGAUGCUGGGUUCGAAAUUUCUGUCUCAGUCGCCUUAAAGGAACUUUUAGUCGAUGAUUGGGAAAGAAUAACAAAAGAGAACAAGUUGGUUGACAUUCCUUCACGGCACCCAGUGAAGGAUAUUUGCAACACUUAUCAAUCUUUCGUUUUGGAGGGAGUGGCCAAACAUAGUGCCUUCUACGACAAUACGCUUGAUUUCUUUCAAGGCCUACGGGUCUAUUUCAACACGACAUUGGCAUCCAUUUUGUUGUAUCAAUUUGAACGCAAACAACUGAAAGAGUUGAUGAACACAUCCACAGAACCACUAGACUACUCUUCAAUCUACGGGCCAACACAUCUUUUAAGAUUACUAGUCACGUUGCCGUCAUUAAUUUCUCAGACAAAGAUUGAUAGCCAAUCGUUAGAUUUCUUCAAGACGACUUUGAACCAACUACUACUCUGGUUACACAAGAAUAUUGAGCAGUAUUUCGUCGACGAUUAUAUAAAUACUAGCCCUAGUUACGAAGCUCUAGCUAGGAUAUAA